This is a messenger RNA of Exophiala oligosperma, 891 nucleotides long. RefSeq lists its product as uncharacterized. Bases 1 to 891 code for a protein of 296 amino acids. The transcript is spliced from 5 exons. Gene Ontology annotation, biological process: monoatomic ion transport. Gene Ontology annotation, cellular component: plasma membrane; endoplasmic reticulum. The record is from RefSeq and is a predicted model, not a curated record. NCBI's taxonomy places the organism in Eukaryota, Fungi, Ascomycota, Eurotiomycetes, Chaetothyriales, Herpotrichiellaceae. Gene Ontology annotation, molecular function: monoatomic ion channel activity.
AUGGGCAACGACGCACUCAAAGCCAAUCCUAUGCAAAACACGGUUACGACCAAUAACCAUAUCACCACCGCCGGUUCAGACUUCUACUAUGCGAUAUGUGCUGCGAUGGGCUUCAGCACCUUCGUCUUCAUGGCAUUGUCGUUCAAGAAAACCCGAUCGCAAAGAAUCUUCCAUUACUUGACGGCUUCGAUCACCCUCGUCGCCUCGAUUGCCUACUUUUGCAUGGGAAGCAAUCUGGGAUGGACGGCCAUUCAGGUCGAAUUCGAACGCAGCGACCCUAAAGUAUCAGGGAAUAUGCGACAGAUCUUUUACGUGAGAUAUAUCGACUGGGCAAUCACCACACCAUUGCUGCUGGCCGAUCUCCUGUUGACAUGUGGCCUCCCGACUCCCACCAUCAUGUAUGUUGUGUUGAUGGAUGAGGUCAUGGUCGUCACUGGCCUAGUUGGGGCUCUUGUCAAGUCCAGCUACAAGUUUGGCUUCUUUGUGUUUGGCUGCGUCGCAUUCCUCUUUGUGGCCUACACGGUGGUAUUUGAAGGUCGCGCGUACGCCCGUAUACUCGGUCAAGAUAUAUCAAAGACGUUCACCAUCUGUGGGGUGUGGACAAUCUCGCUCUGGUUCCUCUAUCCCAUUGCCUGGGGAUUAUCUGAAGGCGGAAACGUCAUUUCUAGCGACGGUGAAGCAGUCUUUUACGGCAUUCUUGACCUGUUGGCCAAACCUGGUUUCGGAGCGCUUCUUCUCUGGGGACAUCGCUCGAUCGAGGUUGAACGACUUGGAAUUUCGAUCCGAGAUCCAGAAACGAGCCCGUCCAGUCACAAGGAGAAAACUCAUCGACACCACGACAAUGCUGUUACUGGUGAGCAUGAAGGUGAAAUUCAGCCUGCAACUGCGUAA